AUUUACGCCAGACGAUAAACUAUCAAAAUGCCACGUACUAUCCCAUUUCAGUUUGACUCCCUCGUUCUUCCUUCGGCUUUCUGAACAAAAUGAAAGGGCCAGUUUCGUUUCUGCUUCUCUUAUCCUUAAUUUUCAUCCUCUUCACUGAAGCCAAAUCCACGAGCUUCCAGUUGCAACCUCGAGCUUUUGAGUCCUUUAACGUCAGUUAUAUUCAGAAUCUGGGGAGCUGUUCUUAUACGGUGAUAAUAACAACAAGCUGUUCCUCUUCCAAAUACACUCGAGAUCAGAUUAGUAUCGCUUUCGGCGAUGCUUAUGGCAAUCAGAUAUAUGUACCAAGACUAGACGAUCCAUCCACGAGGGCAUUCGAACGAUGUUCAUCUGAUACAUUCCAAUUAACUGGACCAUGUGCUUAUCAAAUUUGUUAUGUGUAUCUGUAUCGAAGUGGCCCUGAUGGGUGGAAGCCAGAGAGUGUGAAGAUUUAUGGGUAUAAUACAAGAGCUGUUACAUUCAACUACAACACUUUUAUUCCUGGUGAUACUUGGUAUGGCUUCAAUUUAUGUCAAAGCGCUUCUUCUUCAAAUCAUCAAUCUGUUUCCAGAUGGUUUAUAUAUGUAAUUCUGGGAUUUGUUAUCACUUUUGUUUUGUAAUUUUGUAAUUAUCAUUUGCUAUUAUUCAUCAGCUGUAUAACAGAUUUCAGAAGAAAGAUUUGCUUUGCUUCUAUA
Molecule: messenger RNA, 722 nt
Organism: Pistacia vera
Lineage: Eukaryota; Viridiplantae; Streptophyta; Magnoliopsida; Sapindales; Anacardiaceae
Product: embryo-specific protein ATS3B
Exons: 3
Coding region: 90-647 (185 amino acids)
Molecular function (GO): protein binding
Source: RefSeq, a predicted model, not a curated record